This is a messenger RNA of Osmia bicornis bicornis, 1439 nucleotides long. Its product is annotated as alpha-ketoglutarate-dependent dioxygenase alkB homolog 7, mitochondrial. Gene Ontology annotation, biological process: fatty acid metabolic process; DNA damage response. The coding region runs from base 355 to 1041 and encodes 228 amino acids. Gene Ontology annotation, cellular component: mitochondrial matrix. The record is from RefSeq and is a predicted model, not a curated record. The transcript has 4 exons. NCBI's taxonomy places the organism in Eukaryota, Metazoa, Arthropoda, Insecta, Hymenoptera, Megachilidae.
UUUAAAAUGUUCAUAUCACUAUCAUAUAUCAGCAUCCGUGAUACGAGUUUAUAACCUCUUCGAUGAAAAGUUCUAGUUUUAUUAUCAGAAAUAAAAGCAUGUUCGAUAAAAUCUUUGCUGGUGAAAAUUAAUAAACGAUGUUAUCGAGGAAACAUAUAGCUCGUAUAAUGUAUAAAUACAUAUCUAUCUGAGUAAACUCAUUGACCUAUAUAUAUACAUAUAUAUUUAAGAAAUGUCUAUAAAGAAAUAAUAAGCAAUAGAAUAGUUGUAAGAAUUUGCUUGCAUGUCAGCGCUGAUCGAUCUUGAGCCUAUAAAAUUUCUAACUUCCUAUUCCUAACCUUGUUGGAAGAAAACAUGUUGAGAGCUACACUUUCUUUGUUUACCUUCUCUAUCAACAAAAAUUUUAAUUCUAUCAUUUUAAGGUAUUAUAUACGAACAAAACAAGUAUGUAACAAAGCAGACAGAAAUGUAGAAAAUUGGAAAGAAGAGCUAUGUAAUACCAUGCAAAUUUUUCCAAACUUUAUUACUGUAGAGGAAGAGAACUCUUUAAUGGAAGAAAUUGAACCCUAUAUAAAGAAGCUACGAUAUGAACAUUCUCAUUGGGAUGAUGCAAUACAUGCUUAUAGAGAAACAGAGCGAAACAAAUGGAAUGAAAAUAACUUAAAGAUAAUAAACAAAAUUCGUGAGAAAGCAUUUCCCAAAGGAAUGUCUCAAAUUCCAUUAAUACAUGUUUUGGACCUAGCACCAGAAGGAUGGAUAAAACCUCAUGUUGACAGUAUUAGGUUCUGUGGAGAAAUAAUUGCUGGUUUAAGUUUACUAAGCAACAGUGUAAUGAGACUUACAAUGGUUGAAAAUGAAACAUUAUAUAAGCAUGACUUUUUGCUACCACAAAGAUCUUUAUACAUAAUGAGUGGUACAGCUAGAUAUAACUACAAACAUGAAAUCUUGAAGAAUGAAGAAUCAUAUUUUGAAGGGCAACCUGUAUCAAAAACUAGACGCAUUUCAGUAAUAUGUAGAAGUCAACCAAACCCUGAUACUUAACACUUUAAAAGUGUAUGUACAUUAUAAACAGUAAGAUCAAUAUUUUGUCAAUUGUAAUAUAUUUAGUUAACAAAAUGUAGAUAAGGUAUAAAUAGUAAUACUAAUAUACAACAUCAGAUAGUGAUUAAUGAUAAAUAUAUAACGGUCAAUGUAAAGAUGCGUAGUUAUACAUACAGAACAUACAUUUAAAAAAAAACCGUUUCCCUCCGUCAGUGGUAUAUAUUUAAAUAGAGUUUGGCCUUCAUAUUCAAAUGUAUUAUACUGCCCUCUGUUGAUAACGGCGUAUAAAUAAAGAGUGAUUCUAUAAAAGUUAGGAUUGAUAGUUAUUACAUUAAAUUAAAUAAACAUGUUAUUUUUAUUAUAAACAACUUAUGAAUAAAAUACUGUAUGCAACAUAA